AUGCUCUCCACCCAAGGCCACUGGCUCCCAACCCUAGACGCCCAAAUCCAGUACGCCCAAUCCAACCAGCACCUCAUCCCGCGUCCUCCUCCCUCAACAACAACAUCGCAGAAUAACCGCACUAAUCAAAACGUCGAAUGCUCAUUACACGGCCAUCUCCGCGACACGGCCCUUCAGAAACUGUUUGAGCGGCUCGUGGCUGUUACGGGCGAUAUUGCGUUCGAGGGACGGGAGAACUUUUGGGAGCAUGAGAUUGGGUGGAGGCCGGCAGUUGAGACGCCGUUUGGCGCUGGACGCAACGAUGACGUCCCCGUAUUCCUACGGUCGGAGAUCCUCGGGCCGCAGAAGGAGUUUCUGACGUUACAUAAACGCCAAUGGGUCCUCUGUUUCCGCGGCGCCCCCGAACCACCCAAACCCGGCGACGGCAAACGGGCGACGCAGCGGGUCAUCUACGAGUCGCGGCUGAAGGGCGAUGCCCUCAAGUACAUGGAGAUGGUGGGCUACACGUUCAACUUUGAGUUCACGCGCCGGGGAUAUGUAUUCUGGUAUAGGAGUAUACGGAUCCUUAUCUACCGGGUGUACAAGCUUGAGACCCGCAACAAAGUAACCUCGGCAGUCCCUAUUGACGACACAAACGACGGGUGGACGGUCGAAGCCAUUGCGCCGCUGACGACUGCCGAACGGGUGCCGGAAAAGGUGCAUGAGUUGCAUGCGUUUGCGGGGUUGAUUGCGGGGUAA
Molecule: messenger RNA, 738 nt
Organism: Fimicolochytrium jonesii
Lineage: Eukaryota; Fungi; Chytridiomycota; Chytridiomycetes; Spizellomycetales; Powellomycetaceae
Exons: 5
Coding region: 1-738 (245 amino acids)
Biological process (GO): regulation of transcription by RNA polymerase II; termination of RNA polymerase II transcription
Cellular component (GO): mediator complex; core mediator complex
Molecular function (GO): transcription coregulator activity
Source: RefSeq, a predicted model, not a curated record